UUUCGCACAACAAAAGGCAUUGCUCGAGAAGGAAAAUUCAUUUGCGAUGACGCAUUGGAUUUCGCUGGUGUACGACCUACAUGUAUGCUGAAUAAACCAUGAAUACUUGCUUUAAUAAGCAUUGAGAUUUACAGGGAGCCAUUGAAAAGCGAAAGUAAUGGCGGCGUCCACAACUUGAUCGCCGCCGUGUGUGAACUGAAAGUGAAGCUACGAUUUUAGUCUCUGCGGCCAGAAAUGUUCAUCUGAUAAUUGUUGACUGUAUUGUACUAAACAUCACCAUUGACCAUGGCGGGUGUGAUCUCAACUGACCAAUGGAGUAUCCGGGAAAAACUUUGCUUAGCGUCGUCCGUCAUAAGGAGUGGGGAUCAAAACUGGGUAUCAGUGAGCCGUGCUAUCAAGCCAUUUGGCGAUCCAGCGAGACCCUCUGACUGGUUCUCACAGAAGAAUUGUGCUUGCCAGUACUCUGCACUUCUUGAGACUGUGGACACACCAAAACGUAAAAGAAGUGAACGAGGUGAAGUAGUGGACACUCCAGGGGAUCUGAUUGUUCGCAAGAUGACCAAGGAACGUAUCGCCGAGCUCAAGACCAAGCUAGAAGAGGAUAAGGCCCAGUAUCAACAGCUUCAAAAAGAGAUCGAGCAGAUACAAAGCGGUCAAAUCGAUGAUAAAUUACAGUCAAUGUGGGAUGAGAUUCAAGAACAGAAGAGAGCAGCCGAAGAGGCAAUGGAAGCGAGGAAGGCUGCGGCUGAGUUGGCUAAAGCAGCCGCUGCUGUCAAACUACCCAGCAAGCUAGCCUUCCACUCUCCUCAUAAACGUCGGCCGCCAACCAGAGCCCCUCGCCUGGUAUCCCGUUGCCAGUCUGAAACAUCACAGGGUGAUAGUGUAGAGGUAGAUGAAGACACAUCACAGACACCAGUCAAGACAACUGAUGAGUCUGGUGCCGUUCCAUCUGAUACAUCAGUACAGCACGAUAAAUCAGCCUCUGCCAUUCUGACCUCACUCGCUGCAGCCAAAGAACAGGAACAAGAUGCAUUAGCUAUUCUUGAGGCAGAUGUCCCCAUCGACACGGAUAACGAUGAGGCAGCAGAAAGAUUACUUGCAGCUACUGCAAGUGACUUGGUGGAGUUACUGAGUCCGUACCCAGUAGACUCCCCAUCUUCCCAGAGUCUUGACGAGAGUUCUCUACCUUCCCAAGAUACACCGACUUCUACCCCAGUUCCAAGAGUUAAAGAACCUCUCAUCUUGAAGAUAGAGAAAGGAAUCCUUAAAACCAAAGAGACUAAAGUAGAACCUCAAGAAACCAAGUCCGAUGAGAGUGAGAUGGUAAACGUCGAAGAUCCAGUUAUUGAACAACAACCAACAGACCCUCAGGGGGCCAGUGUCAAUCAAGAAAUUGAUAAUGAGAUAUCGCUCAGCCCACUUGCCCCUGUUGCGGGUAAUGCUGUUCGACAAAGUAAUGCUCAAGUUCAGGAGCACUCUGUAGAAGCCACCAACCUUAAGAGUCCUGUGAAGACAUCAAAAUCAAAACUCACAGCAUCUCAAGAAACGGAUGAUCAUAUUCCCUCUCCUUCCUCGACGCAAAGAUCUCCAAGAAGGAAAAGCUUGAGUCCUGACCAACAGAAACUGAUCACCCAGAAACUUGACGCUGCUCUUUAUAAGAGUCAAGAGCUUGGUGCUACACAGAGUUCGUCUCCCGUACGAUGGCUUCGAUCAAUACAGGAUCGUAAGAUAACUAAAUCCUUAGACGAUACUAUGAAGAUGGACCAGUUAAGCAGAUCAAACCUGAAGAAUCAACCAACUGAGAAAUCAUCGACAAAGCCCGAUGUGGCCGACACAGAAAUCCCAACGAUGACCGGAGCCGAUCAGGAAAUCCACUCACCCGAUCCAAAGACUUGUAAACCACCGACUUCAGAUCAAACCACGACUGACGCCAAACAAAAUGGUCUCCAACUCUCAAACAAUCAACCCAAAACUGACAGCGACAGGAACAAACCUGAACUAAAGAAAGCCUCACCAACAAAGAAAAGCCCCGGAAGGGUUGAGGCUGAUCGAAACCUCGAUUUAACGGCAGCAGUUCAUUCAAGAGGAGUUAUCGAUAAGGACGACUUCCGUCACACAGACCCGUCCUCUCCGGAUAAUACCUUGUCUCGAGACGACACAGAGAUUAAGGUCAAGAAGAAAGCAACAAGAGGAAGACCUCCUAAUAGUCAGCGUAAGAGUACAAGAAGGAUUCAAGCACCUACGGGAGAGGAGGAUGAGUUCAGCCACACGGAUACUCCACCCACUGGCAGGAGAACAGCAGGCAAGGAUGGAGCAGCGAGUGCCAUUGCAUCUCUGAUCAGCGAAGAUUCCAAGGACGACACGCACAGUGAGGGGGAGGAGUCUGACGGACUGGACAAACCCUCAGAGAGUGACGAUCUGUCGGCCUCAGCUGGUACCCUGCAAUCUCCAUACUUCCUGGAGUCACUACCCAACAGCCCUGCAUCUGUCUCACACAGUGAGGAGGAUCACGCUUAUAAGAUUUGGCGCAAAGCGAUCAUGCUGGUUUGGAGAGCUGUUGCAAGCCACAAGUAUGCCAACAUAUUCCUCCAUCCAGUGACUGACGACAUCGCUCCAGGAUAUAAGAGCAUCGUCUUACGACCGAUCAAUCUGAUGACCAUCAAGAAGAAUAUCGAAAGCGGUUGCAUCCGAACGACCGAUCAAUUCCACCGGGAUAUGAUGCUGAUGUUUCAGAAUGCCAUCAUGUAUAAUAAUAUCGAUCAGCAUGUCCAUCACAUCGCUACCAUUAUGCAGAGUGACGUCGAGAAACAGAUAGAGGAGUUUGUGUCAACGCAGGCACUUGUACAACAACCGGACUCUACCAAAAUGCUGCGGGGUAGAGGCAAGCAGGGACAGGUGGAAGAGGACCGUUCACGUCGAAGUUCCACCGACACAGAUACGUCAGGGAAGAAGAGACGCACAAGAUCCGAUGAGAAUUAAAGAGGAACUCUCUGGGAAUUUUGGCCAAGAACUAUCUUAAAUUCAGGAUCAGAUCACAACGAUUUGUGACAAGGGCAUUGACCCAACGACAACAGUUUUAGAAAUGCCAUAAGUAAGCCUUUGGAUUAAUUUAUGUAGAUCUUGAAUACUGAUAGUUUCUUUCAUGUGAAAAGAUGAGUGUAAAGAAUGUGGAGAAAGCAGAAUUGUUGAAUCGUUGUUAAUGACUGAAGAAUAUAUGAUCAGUUUGUUUUUAUGUAACAGUUUUGUAAACUGUUCAAACAAUGUUUAAAGGGAAGGUACACAUUUGGUAAUUA
Messenger RNA from Asterias rubens (European starfish), 3293 nucleotides. RefSeq names its product bromodomain-containing protein 8-like. Lineage: Eukaryota; Metazoa; Echinodermata; Asteroidea; Forcipulatida; Asteriidae. The transcript has 18 exons. Gene Ontology annotation, cellular component: NuA4 histone acetyltransferase complex. The coding region runs from base 286 to 2979 and encodes 897 amino acids. Gene Ontology annotation, molecular function: protein binding. The record is from RefSeq and is a predicted model, not a curated record.